UGAAUUGAAUUCGUCUUAUCAGCAUCUUCUAAAGAAGGCAGCUGCUGUAUUCCCCCAUCCAAAUCGGACUUGCCUUCCAUUUGUCACAUCACUCAACCCCACCCCCACCAGGUUCAUGGCAGGACUUGAGAUAUCCUUAUCCCAUCCUGACCAUUUGGAUUCGCUUGAGAUUGAAAUCUUGAACAAGCGGGAGGCCUUUGACAUUCCUCCUAAACAUGUCUGUGAUGCUCUCGUGGACAUAUUCUUCACCUGGAUAGCACCAGUGCUACCGGUGGUGGAUAGACAUGCUUUCAUGCGAAGAUACUAUGCUCCAGAGCAUCCACCUUCGAUUUUAUUACUGCAGGCUAUCUUUAUGGUGGCUUCCAGAUUCUACAAGCAAGAAGUCCCGGAUAACUCUGCAAUUACGCCUCGCGUUUUCUACAAGAAGACUAAAGCCUUGUAUGAUGCUGGAUACGAAACUAAUCCGAUAAUCAUUGUCCAAGCAAUGGUCUUGAUGGGAGUAUAUUGGGAUGGGCCAGAUGACAUUACGGAAAGUGGCAUCUUCUACUGGAGUCGACUGGGCAUAGCCCUAGCACAAGCACAAGGACUCCAUCGAGGAGAAACAUAUACAGCACUCAGUCGAUCUGACCAAGCUCUUCGAAAGCGAAUAUGGUGGACACUUUAUACGCGAGAUCGUGCUGUGGCGGCAGCAUUCGGUCGACCUCUUCACAUCAAUCCCGAGGAUUGCACAGUAGACCCACUAGAAGAGAGUGACUUUAUUGAGAUUGACGAGCAAUUUUUCUUCGAAUAUCCGUCUGAGCCGCUUCAUGCCCAGUUCUUUCUGCAAUACAUCAAGCUCUGUCGACUUAUGGAGUUAGGCCUAUGUCUUACAUUAUCCUCGAGGUCAACACAAGCAAAUCGAGCUUCUGAAGCUGCGCAAUGUGAAAUCGGAUUGAAUGAGUGGCUUGCAUCUUGUCCAGUAGAGCUACGCUGGAGACAAUCGCAGCAUAAUUUUUGUUCUGCGAUAUUAUUUUCAACUUUCUACUCUAUUGUCUGCCAAACAUAUCUCUUACAGGCUCCACAAGCCUCAGAUGAAUCUCGAAGCUCAGCGAUACACGCUGCAUCAACGGUUAUCUCAAUAAUGGAAACCCUUCACUCGCGCCAAGAGCUACAGUACUCGCCAUCAUUUUUGAUUUGCCACGCUACUGUAUCAUUUGCUACUUUAAAAAGCCAAAUGAACGCUUCAGUGCCGUCUCUGCUCCAUUCCGUUCAGCAAAAACUAGACGGAAAUUUAGACAUGCUAAGCGAACUAUCUCACACAUGGCCUAUAGCUACAAUGCUAUUAGAAUUGUUCCAGACUAUGGUCAAUCCAGAGCAAUUUGAUCGGCUGUUAGCGAAUGCCGUUGAGGAGUGUCGCAAGCGGGCAUCUGGUGAUGAAAGUGUCAGCCGAUCCCGAUCAGCACCAUUCAAAAGACCAACUACGAAACAGGUGAUUCUUCCACGCAGCAGAGUUAUUGUUCAGUCUUUAGGGAGGGAGACUCAAAGAAUACCCACAUCUACUGCGACAAAUGCAUAUCAGAACGAUACCCCAUCUAGUUUCAAUGAUGAUCAAACGGGCGACAUAGAGUCUAUACUCGCAGGGGAACUUGAUUCUAACCCCUCGACAAUACUGCAGAGCCUUCGUGACAUUAUUCGAAUGGGCAAAUCUAACACUCAAAACGCAGGUGAACCAUUUCGCAGUACUUAUGAAUAGUCGAACUUCUAGCUAUAAGUCUUGAGUUCAACCAUCGGGCCUCUAGGAGCUACAGCGAGUCUGCUUCUCUUGUUGGAGUGUCCUGCAAAACCCAGGUUGCUUAUCCAACGCCGAACUUUUGAAAUAUAAAAACAGUAUAAUAACCAGCAUACUAUUUUCAUGGACCAAUAUCUUCUGUUCCCGUACUGUUGAGGCAAGGAUGAUCCUCGGC
Molecule: messenger RNA, 1943 nt
Organism: Aspergillus wentii DTO 134E9
Lineage: Eukaryota; Fungi; Ascomycota; Eurotiomycetes; Eurotiales; Aspergillaceae
Product: transcription factor domain-containing protein
Exons: 5
Coding region: 116-1732 (538 amino acids)
Biological process (GO): DNA-templated transcription
Molecular function (GO): DNA binding; zinc ion binding
Source: RefSeq, a predicted model, not a curated record